Molecule: messenger RNA, 1745 nt
Organism: Nicotiana tabacum (common tobacco)
Lineage: Eukaryota; Viridiplantae; Streptophyta; Magnoliopsida; Solanales; Solanaceae
Biological process (GO): DNA-templated transcription
Molecular function (GO): DNA binding
Source: RefSeq, a predicted model, not a curated record
AGGGUUUAUGCUUAUAAGCUUGUCGCGCAUUCCUCUCAAUCCAGUUUCCCUAAACAACCAUGGCUAAAGAAAAGAAGAAGAAGAAGCUCGAGCACCAAAACCCUAGCCCUAGCAAACCCGCCGAUGAAGAAGCAGAACAAGAAGGCAGAAAUGAUACACAAUACUCCCAACAUCAAGAAAUUGACAAAGUAAAAUCCGAUAAUACGAAGAAGAAAAAGAAAGAGAAGCAGCUUGCUGUGACAAUUGAAACCAUCGCUGAAAGCCCUAAUAAAACAUCUCCGAUUGUUGGUUACUUCUCGUCGGGUUAUGACCCGUUAAGGAACAAUGACAGCAAUGCUCAGUUAUAUAGGAAUGUGAAAAGGAACAACCGGUUACAGCUUGUGGUGAGCCCGAACGGGGCGCCGGUGGAUUUUGUAGGGACCAAUUAUUCCGGUGAGGCAACGUCCGCUCAGUUAUGCACUUACUCGCUUGGGGUGCUGGAUAAGGAAACCCAAACUCUCAAGAUUGUACCUAUUGCUGCUAACAAGAUAAUUAGGUUGGAACCUAGAGUUAGAGGGUCAGAUGCACCGGAAAAUGAAGAUCCAGAUACAGUCAAGCAAGAACUCACUGCAGAAGAGAGGACUGACAAAAUGAGAGAAUUAACUCAAAUGUACUCAUCAAAGAAAUCUAUAAGACAGGCUAGGAAGCUUGAUUCGCUACGUCAACAAGAAGAUACUGGAAAUCAAGAGGAAUUUGACAGGAAUAUAGCCGGGGCAAUAAACAAAGAGGCUCUUGAAGUAGCCGUUACCACAGAUAAUGCUCGAAAUAUACCACCACAUGAUCUGGCAGCCACGGCGCCAGAGUUGGCAUAUCCACUGAACAGGAUUAUUCUCGAAGGAGAGUGGGAUUAUCUUUUGGAUGUUUUGAAGCUCACAGAAGCUGGAGCAGAAAUGAAACCUGAUCUUUAUCCAAGCUUUGUUUGCAACAGAUCCUACAAAUUGGAACAUAUACAGAAUGAAGAGGAGAAGAGAAGACUGGCAGGCAUAUUAUCAUACAUUACACAUCUUGUUAAGUUCAAGGAUAAACAUUCUAUGGAUGGUGUAUCAUCUGCAAAGCAUCACAAGAUUCCUGGCAUGUUGUUCCAGAAGUUCUCUUCAAUGUUUGCUGUUCCAGAUUCUAAAAGGAUUCCGGAUGAAAAAAAAGCUCUUCUUAUCAACUACGUGUUGGUGCUUACUCUCUUCGUUGAUGAUUUUCGUAGCGAUCUAUCUGAUAUAGCCAAAGAUUUAAGAAUGGAUAUUGGAGCAUUGCGACCUCACUAUGAGUACUUAGGUUGCAAGCUUGUUCGUGAGAAACAUGUAUUGUUGGCUACACUUCCCGUUCCACUGAAAUUUCAAACUGUGAGGAGGAAGCGAAGAAGGUAGAUUCUCUUUUACAUAGUUACAGGAGUAAUGGAGAAGAGCCAAUUCAGCCAACAAUACAUGUUUGAUAUUGUUUGAUAUUCAGCCAAUCCAGCCAAUUCAGCAGUGCGAAUGAGGAGGUGAUUUUCAGCUUACCUAUAUUAAAACAGGAACAUGUUUGAUAUUUGAGAUCUGAUGAAGUACAGUAUGUUCUUCAUUACAAACCUCAGAUCUUCCAUGAUGUCGUAUUUGUUUGCCAUCAAUUUUGAAAACCUAUUUAUUGAAAGUUGAAACUUGACUUUCUAAUAGGAAGAGUUGUAAUGAAUGGUGCAUGGAUAUCAUACAUCACAUUUGAUUUGCAGUUGUCAA